UUGGAAACCCCGCACUAAGGGAAAGUACUACAAAAUUGCAAAUUUUUAGUGUUGACCUUCACAUAUUCCUGGCUAUAUUUUCGACGAACAAACAUGUCUUCUAGAUUGUCAUUAAUUGCGUUGCGACCAUCAAUUUUCAGGAUUAUCGGGUACCAUUUGAAUACUUGACAAUAUAUUAUAUUAAUUUAAAAAUAGAGUCACAAGAAUAUUCGAUUGAUGUGACGCUGUUUGGUAAAAUCCGGCGACAUGAUACGCCACACAGCUCCAAUCAUACUCUGAGCAUGACAUGGCAUCAUUGAAUCUAUGAUUGAAUUAAUACUAUGAUACACAUGGACGUGAAUCUAUUAUUGAUACUGGCAUUAGCCUGCUACUACACUUCGUAACAUAGAUUAUGUUACAAAAAUAAUUAAGAAACGCAAUUUCGAUCAUGCUGAAUAGACUGUUUUAAAGGCGUUCACUGUCGCUAUUAAUAGAUUAAUAAUUAAUUUUAAUAAGUAAUUACUAAUUAAAAUUAGUAGGCUUAGUUAGGCCCAACACUUUUUUAAAUUGUAAGAGUAAGAUCACUUCUUCACUAAUUGAUGCCGAUGGUAAGCUGGUCUUUAGCCCUAGACCAAUUUAGUUUGAGUUUUAACAUGCCUAUUUCGCCUUCAACCUUUUUGGUUUAUAAGUUAGGGCAGACCUGCACAACAUACGGCCCGCCGCAUGCACAACAUACGGCCCGCCGCAUGCACAACAUACGGCCCGCCGCAUGCGGCCUGCGAAGUAACGAAAUAUUCUUUAUUCUUAUUAUUUUCUUAAUGUCCCACACAAGUCCUGUCCUAUUUUAUUUUGGCCGGCACAAGUUUUUCAUGAAGUAUUAUGGCCCGCCUUACAUUUUGAGUUGUGCAGGCCUGAUUUAGGCCCUGCCCCAACUAUUUGUUGAAUUUGAAUGUUUUUUUUACAAUUUACCUAGUCAGCUUUUUAUUAGGCCCAUGUCAGUGAGUCAUGUACCAUUCUAUAAUUGUAGGCUGUGACUGUAGGCUGUAGGCAUAGGUCUGCUUCUGUUUAGAUUUUCCACUUCAAAGACUUUAAAUAUGCAGAGGCAUAGAGUAAUGUCCUACACAGUCACACACAGAGCAGGCAAUCUAACUAGUGUACCUUACUCCCUAGUACAUUUGGUCAUUGCUUGAGAUGACUUGAAAUCUAAAAGAAGCAAUUUUUGCUACCAUUUGCACUAGCUACAGAAGUUCAUACAUAGUACUAUAAGUACAUAACCUACUGUAUAAGCACCUUUAUUAAUUUGGGAUAUCCAAAGCUGCACCCAAAAAUUGUAUGCAGUAUACAUUUAAUUCUAAGAUAACAAUUACAUAAUUUCUGUUAUUUUUUUGCAGAGCCCGUGCAAUGACUUCUGGUCAACUUGGAGAUGGUGUUGGAAAGGUGGGAUUGCAUCAGUUUUUGCUGAUUAUAAUCAGUGGUAUGGUCAGAGUUAAUGCCACUUGGGGCGGGCCAAGCUUUUUGCCAUGUAACUUUCAAGAAUAAAAACACCUGAAGUUGGGCAAAAAUUUCCCUCCUCAAUGUAAAGAAAAACGGUGCUGCCCUGGGCGGACCACCCCCUUCGCCUUCCUAUGCCACUGAAUAUAGUUAUUCUUUCUUCACAAAUUUCGAAUCAACUUUAAAAAAAUGAAUUUACAUGCUUUUUAAAAAGAAACUUUAUAGAUUUAUUUUUCAAGUCCAAGUUAGCUUUAAAAGAAGUCAUUUAAAAAAAACUUUUUUUGUGUGUGUUAAAAUGUAAGUUGUCAGUCAGUAGAGCAGUGCUCUCCAUGUUGGUGACACCCUAUACGGGUGUGUGUGUGUGUUAAACUAACCCUAAAGUGUAAUAAGUUAAUAACAAUGUCAAAUGGUCCACAAUUAGGGAGUACUUAGAGGUUUGGGAAUACUUUUUCAAAUUUCUUCUUUCACUUUCCAUUUCCAAAUCACUAUCUUUUUUUUCAGGUCACAAAGCACACAUUACUGCUCACUGCCAUUAAUUUCACCUUUUCCUAGCAUGCUGAUGUUUAUUUUAUUUGAAUAUUCAAAUACGUUUGCAAGUUAAAAAAAUGCUAAUUUUAUUUUUUGUAUUGGAUCACAAAAUUUAAUUUGCUUAUUUACCUAAACAAUCUAAGCAUCACUGACCUCAAAUUCAUAGCCUAUUAACAAGCAGUGAGCACCCAACCUCAUGAGAGCCAACAAAUUUCUGUUAGUGGUAUCAGCUUUUUAAAUUUUGACCCUAUUUCUUUACAAAUACUUGCAAAUAGUCUUCUUUGAAGAGAUCUCCUUUUCUUACUUUUAAUGUAUGGUAAAUUACAAUUUGCACCACUGUAUCAAUAACCUUUCCUUAUUCAUUUCCUUUUUUUUUUAAAAAUUCUAAAAACAUGUUAUAUGUUGCUAUGGCUUAUUUUUGCAUGACACUCUUACACCUGCAGGCAACACACUACUGUGUCACAACACACAAAUUGGAGCCCUGCAAUAUAGUAACAUGAUUAUGAAUAAUAUAUGAAAUUAAAAGUAAACAGAAAAACUUACUGUUUUUAAACUGUUGAUUUUCAAAAUUUUAAAGAUUUCAGACCUAUAUUUUAAACUCGAUAUCUGUCCUUUUCAUAUUUUGCCAUGCCAUUUCAUUUUAGUCACAGUCACAGGAAUAAGAGAAUUUUAAAAUUAAAAGUUCAUUAAUUGUUUAGAAAUGACAAAGCACUACUUCUAAACAAGAUAAUAAUCACAGUUUGUUUAUCACAUCAAUUUAUUAUGGUCCGAAAGUUGAGUAUUGAAAAACCCAUAAUCAUAUCAUAACUACUGUACCAUACAUGCACUCCAGUAUGGACAGAUGACUACCCUAAUGGGAUUUGAUAACAAGUCGUUAGGGGAAGCCAUCAGAAAUGUAAUUAAAAAUUUGGCAAAUUCAUCUAUUUUUGUAAAUGACUCAGUGUAAAUUGGCCAACCAUAAAUGAUUUCAAACUAUUUUUGGAUCCCUCCCCCAUUGUCAAAAAUUUGACACGUAAUAGAUAUAAAAAAUUCUUUACCCCCUUCCCCCCAAGAUGCGUGAUGCCAUUUAUGGAUAGCUUCAGAGGUGAGAAUGAGGUUACCAGUAAAUAUCUGAAUGUUUAUUUUAAUUAUAAGAAAUACAUUUUUUUUUCAUACUUCAGAAUUUCUAUUAUUUAUUUUUUUCUAUUAUUUUUAGUACAGUAAACAGAAUGAUAGAAUUAAUUCAUUAUAUUGUAUUGUCCUAAAAAAAUUAUGACAAAUCCCAUUAUCUUUCGAAAUCCCCACUAGCUACUUAUAUAACCUAAGGUAAAAAAAUAUGUUUUUAAACCUACAUUAAUUAAAAUAAAGUAUAUUAUUACCAACUUGUAACUAUUAUUAACAAGAGUGUAACAAUUUUUUUGCAGGGUGGUGGUAGUGGAGGAGCUGUGAGGUAGGUUUCCUAAGCUAAAAUAAUUUAUUGAAAGUUAUUGAAAGGUAAUAAAAAAAAGUUGGUGAAAGCAAUGCUUUAUAUCAUACUAUUACGGUACUAAUAGUACAAUAAUACAUCUUAGCUGUGAUUACGUUUAUUUCAGAUUUCUUUGGGGGGGGGGGGGUGGUUUGGUUUGGGGGCUUGUGGUCUCAGCUUACAAAAAGUUCGGUAGAACAUGGUUAUGUCGACGGCUAGGGGUUUGCCAAAAAGCGUUGAGAUAAUCGAUGAUCGACAUAAACAAAAAAUUAAUAUGUUGGCAAUUUAUUAACGUGUUUGAAAUUUCUUUAUGUACAUGAUAUGCGUUAAUAAAUGUAGGUACUUCAGUAAAAAAAAGUAAUAAAUUUGCUUAAAAAUAACAGUUAUUUAGAGCAAUUUUCAAAUUAAAAAAAUGAAACCAGAUUAACUAUUUAGCUUUAGUACUUUUUGAGCUACGAAUUUUUAAAAUACGAGUUCGUUUGGUAUUUACUACUAUGAAUGAAGCCUCCACAUUUUGUGACCUCAUUCUGCUGAUCGCUUCAUGUGCAAUGACUAUAUAGUUUAUAUAAGUAUAAGGCAACGCAUCCCCUUAUUAGUAAAAUAAUAUUUAGGGAUUACUUAUUUUUAACUUUCAACUUUGGCACAUGGCUAUUUAAUUAAAGCUUUCCCUGACCAAUGAUUUAAUAGUUUUUGCACACAGCAAACUGUUAUGAAUGGAACGCUGAAGUAAUACCAUGGCAUAGCCAUUAUGCAAGUAACCGUGAAUGGCUGCCCAUAACAACGUUUUGCACUCUGCAAAUUAUGAUAAUUUAUAAUAUGGACUCUACCAGGUUUUUAAAGCUGAAAUUAAUUUAAAUUACUUCGAAAUUCAUUCUAAAACAUAAGUCCUUUAUUUUGAGAAAUAAAUAAUUAUUUUUAAUUAUGCAAAACUUGUUUAUUUGUUGUUUGCUAUUUCUUCUUGCGGAGUUUAGAAGCCGCCGAUUAGUCAUGGGGAUCGAGAUAACCGAGGUUAAGUGGCAAAUUUGGCCCCAUUUUGUGCUUGAGAUAUUAGGGUUCAGCAACAUAAAAGAAACGACAUAACUGUCACAAAUGACUGGGGCGGGGGUACAGGACAGAGCUCCAUUGUUGUUUAGGUAACUUAUAGGAUGGAAGGAAACUGCUGUUAAUGGGGUUAAGUUAAGGUUAAUAGACUCUCACAUCUUGAUAUAGUGGGGGAUUGUUUCUUUGGAUAAUAGUAUGUUCGGGUUUUCCAGACUUCGCAUGAUAAUUUCUGGGUUAACAAUGGGAAGGUCUAAUUGAGGGCAUGGGUGUGUUUAUAGAUAGCAUUCCUGGACCACCUAUGGGGGGUAGAGAACCACAUAUAAGAGGGAGCUUUCACUGAGUUAAAGAAGUUGAGGGAGAGUGAACACAGGUACGAGAAGUUGAGGAAGAGGGAACAGAGGUACGACGUAGUUGAGGAAGAGAGAGAAAAGAGCUACGAUAGAAUCAAGCAGUUGUUAGGGAAUAGUUGCUAGUGAUCAGGAGACGACAGAUGACUAGAUAGAAGAACUUAUAUCUUACAAAUAAACACACUUUCAUUAUCGUUGGACACCAGGAGUUUGAGUUGUUGCAUUUCGUCCAAGUCUACGUUGUGCUUUUGUCUGUCUCAACGCCUAGACACCCACAAUAUAAAUCACAGAGAGGAGCGGUCCUGUACUGACCACUACUAAGUCAACAUAGUUUGUGUUAAGUCAGGACCGGAGCCCUCCUCCGUAACCACUGUUCUGUGACAAUAACCGAGGAGAAAAUGUUAAGACAAAGAGAGAAUUUGGCGGUUCCACGUCAAAAACAUCGCCUUAACAGGGUUGGCGAGUUAACCCAGGUUGAGAUUAGCUGUUUCAACUGUAAUUUCUAGAAAAUAAGGAAAGAGUAGCAGACCUCAGUAACUAACGUUUUUGUGGUUCAUAAAAUGUUUAAUAAGACAUCUAAAAAUAAGUCCUUAUGAGUUUUUAAAAAUUACAGGUAAUACAAGACUGGUCUUAUUUUUGAUGAAACACUUUUUACGCACUGCUAUCCCUAGGGAGAAAUUAAUCUCCUAUUUAAAUUUACAUGUAUGGCUCAUUCCAAAACAGUGCAUAACAAGACGAUACCAAAUGGUAAAAACAAUAACAGAGAAUACAACACUCAAAACAGUGCUAACUGCAAUUAAUAAGUUUUAUUAAGUUACUAACAAAUUACAAAAUAAAAGAAACAUAAUUAAAAUUAUUAACUUACAGAGUAUUGUGUUUCAUGUACCGGUACAAAAGUGGAUGAAAAUUUUAAUUUGCCAAAGGUACAACGAUGAAAGGAAUUCACACAUAUAAUAAACACAGCUCUAUAAAGAAUAACACACUCUAAAAAUAAAUGCUAGCCCGUCGUCCCGUAAAUAAAAAAUCUUAUCCUCCAAAAAUAAUGCUCUCUCUGCUUUUUAUAGUCUGUUCGACAGAAAAUUCCAGGCAAUGUGUUAGUGACUCGAACAUUCUACAACAAUUUACUACUAUUUUCUAUCAUAUUCGAGUCAAGAAAAACAGGCAAUAGAUUGGUUUGUGGUAAACAAGAUCAAAGGGAAUAAGCCACGCCCAAUACUAACGCAGCUUCUGCUAGAGUUCACAGCACGGGGGAAAUGUGAUGCAAACACGUUGAUUACAUAACCCACUGUAUCUUAUAGCUUACUGCUUUUAAAAAUCAAUUUUAAUGAGCAUGAAAGAGUGCAUUUUAAACUUAAAAUUUUAAAGUAAAUUUGAUGAAAGUAUUAACUGCAUUCUCAUUUUUGAAAAUUUUAAGACGAAAUCAUUUGUUUUGCAAGCUUUUUAAAAUUUUUUAUUAUUAUAAACCCGUUACCUUCGCCUCUUUAUCAACAUUGAAGUGUAUAAAAUUUCUGCCAAUUAAGUUAAGGGACCAUGUAUUCCUCUGUUUUAACCCAAAUCUUACUUGUUCAACUUGUAUUUUUAAAAAAAAAAACGCAAUAAUUAAAAAAAGCUCCAGGUGGCAUAAAAACAAAAUUACUGGGUACUUAUAGAGAAACUUAUAGAAAUUUUAUCCUGGUAUCUAUUUAAUCUAAAUAUAAUGUCAUUUAUUUCAUAGAGAGGCUGGUGGUUCCUUUGGCAAAAUGGAGGUAGCCAGGGAAGAACAGUACUUUCGUCAAUUGGUAAGAAGAAAUUGAAUUAUGGAUGAAAUUUUUAUUGUUCAAAACUGUUUAAUGUUAGUAAUUGUUCGUGAUAUAUGAAAGUUUUUAAAGUUUUCAAAUUAACAUUUUAGUAGCAGACCUGUUUACCCUCAAACUUACCCUCAAACUCUUAAAAUCGUACAAUAUCGUCAGGAAAUCGUACAAUACAGUAUCUUAUCUUAAUAGUAAAUAAACAUUCAGUAAAUAUAACAAAUAACUACUCGCAUCACGCGUCUAACUGGAUCGAGUUGAGCUUGCCUAAAACGUAAGGAACUGAAGAUAAAAGUAGAUGACACGUUUAUAUUGCUAUCUGCUGUAACUUAGUUUUGAAGGCGUGUAUCUGCUAUAGAUAUCAAUCUAUAGAUAUCAAUUAAUAUUUAGGUGAACGUGCAGAUCAAAUUAUCCCAGAAUGUUGCUGGUAAAAAUAAAGUUACUGGUGAAAUUUAACAUGGUUCAAACUCGACGUCAGAUCAAAUGCUGCAAAUGGGUGAAGGGAAAAGGGGACAUUGAAAAAUCACACAGCUGUUUUGCCCGUUCUAAUUAUAGUAAUUAUAGAUUUAAAUGGCCCUCUUGGAUCCUUUAAAAUAUGUCGAAAUCUAAUAUUGCUGCGCAGACCAGUUGAGAAUGCAUUCUCUAUUUGCAAGAAAUAAUUGUCAUUAAAUUACGUCAUACAGCAUCCAAGCAAACGAAAACGACGAGGGGACAUCUAUGUAGCAUGUACGCAAAAAAUCCAAUUUUCACCCUCCCCUCCCCUCCAACUACUUUUUACUAUCUGACAAUAGCUAGUGAGUUCAUUUGUGAAACUACAUGGCAACAUUAUGAUAAUAAUUCAUGCAAAACAUUUCAUACUUUUACAGCAUUCGAGAUAUAAAAGUUAUUUUUGGAAUUUCAGAGUUUCUGGAUGAAUAUUGUAGUUUAAAAAAAAAAUAAUGUACAUACUUUCUACACACCCCCCACCCAUUUUACAAAAAUGUGGCGAUAUUAAUUUGUAUAGAAUUAAAUAAUUAGAACACAACACCCCCCUCCAUGUUACACAAAAUCUCCUAAAUCAACACCACUCCAUUCCCCUCUCAAGGCAAACGUAAUAUAAUUAUAGACAGUGCCCAACCAAUCGUAUUUCUCAAUCUAUUCAAUGCUAGAUCUGGAAUGCAAAUGUAAGUUAAAGCUAACAACCGAAAAUGAACUUAAACAUUAUUAAUUUUUUAAAAAGAAAAAAACUAUCGGAAUGUGUAUAUUUUGAACCCGGUCUAUUAAAAUCGUAUUUCUGACGGGUCUCUGUGUAUAAUCGUACAAGACAUCUCAAAAUCGUACAUGGUACGCCAAAAUCGUAAGAGUAAACAGGUCUGUAAUAGCUUUAAAUGGAUGAAAAAAAUAAAAACUUUGGAGUUGUUAAAUUAUGGGCAUAGCAGUUAGAACUAUUAACAUUACAUAUACUGUUUGGAAUACAUUACAUAUACCUUAAUAAAUAGUAUUAAUGUAGCACUACUGCCCCUAGAUAGGAUCUUUUCAGAGAAAAGAUUUAAAAAAUGAAUUUGAUUGCUUAUCACACACUCAAAGUCAAAUUCUCUCUCUUUCACCAUUGCAAUCUCAUCUUCAACUGCAACUUAAACCAGUUAUUUUGUUUAUCACUCUUUCCUGAUACUUUUAUUUCUAUUUUUUUUUUUAAACUUACUCUUCAUUUUUAUUGCUUAUUGAUCAAUAAAUUAGUGGGUUUUUUUUGCAUUACAAAAGCAUUUCUGAAUGCUUUACUUUUAUGUCAUAUUGUACUUUAUUGUGAAAAGAAUAUCAGUAAUUUUAAAAAUUGAUUAGAUAUUAACAAUUUUCUACAAUAGAAUUUGUUAAUUGAUUUGUUUCGUUCAUUAUAUUUUAGCAAAAGGAGCAACUUGAAAAAAUGAAAGAUCUUUUGGAAGAUGAGGUUGCGCAUCAUGAACGCCAAAUCAGACAGCAUAUGGUAAGUUCAUACUUGUAUCAAUUGAUUUUUAAAAAAUUGCUUAUUAUAAUUUGAAUAGAUAGUUAUAUAUAAAAAUAUAAUUAUGUAAACAUUUUAUAAGUAUAAUAAAUUAUUAGUUAUGAUGCUCUGAACAUUAAAUUUGUUUCUACUGAUUCCCCUCCAAAUUAAAAAAAAAGAAGAGAGUAUAAUUUUUAGCAGUUGAUAAAAAUUUACAACUGAUUUUAAAUUUCAUCAUAAAUAAACAAAAAAAAUGCAACUUCCAGUUUAAAUCUUUACCAAUAUUUUUACAGGAAGCCAUUGAGCACCACAAGAAAAAGAUUGGUCGCCUAAAUAAGAACACUGUUGGCAGUGAUUCAGAUUAAAUGUAAUUUUCAUAUUUGACCCAGACUAAUUCUUGUUAGUUAAUGUUUUUGAAUAAAAGCAAGUACAGUAUGAGCUGUAAAAAAAUAUAUAUUUUUUUUAAAGGCUUAAUUGAUGUCAAUGGGGCAUUAAAAAAAAAAAAGUACCUGAAAAUUCUGUAAUUUAAAAAAAUAUUUAAGUUUGACUUUUUGGAUGCAUGUUUUUCUUAAUUUAUUUACAAGCAUAGAGAAAUGUUUGCUGUAUUGUUUGUGUUCAGAAGAAUGAUCAUGUGCUUUGACUUUUAAUUGUAAUCCUUAUUGAAUAAAAAUAAUUUGAAACAUUUUCACUUUUAUUUUAUUGGAUGAAUUAGAGUGCUAAUUGUGUUCAGAAAUUAUAGUUACAAAAUGUCAUUUAAAUUUUCAGGGUGAAGUUUUACAAAAGGAUUUUAAAAAAAAACUUAUUCCAUAACAUGAUACAUUUUCACAGAUAUAAAAUGCUCAGUCCAAAGUGAAUAGCUAACUGUUGUUUAUUUUUUUCUAUUAUGAAAGUAAAAGCAAAACAUUAAUAAUAUAUUUAAAUUGAGUUAUGUAUGUGACAUUGAUGAGGUUAAUGAUGUAAUGACACUGGACAAUGGUUGUUCCAAAAGUUGUUCCUUUAAGUUGAGUAUUGUUAUGCCAGAAUCAAGUACUUCAUCUAGGAAAAAAAAAUUGAAUUCAUUUAUAUCUUAUUAUUUUCUAUUAAUAAAUAUAAAAACAGAAUGUCAUUCAAAUGCUGAUAAUUCUUGUUUUUACUUGAUAUUUAAUAAUGAGAAAAUUUCUUAUUUAUAUUUAUUUUAUUUUUUUGGGGGGGAUUAAAAAAAAAAAGUUGGGGCUGUGAUUUGGGGGGAGGGGGGUGUCCCCCCCAACCCACCCCCGUUUCAUAACUGGUUUCAAUUACCUUUUUAUUCAAGGACAUGUAAAACAUCCCAAGACAAAUAACAAAAUCAUUGUAAAAAUAAAAUUAAUUACCUGUAUUAAUAACUGAAGGAGAAAUUGAAAUACUACAACUAGGCCUAUAACUAUAAAUUAAUAGACAUGCUUUAAGUAUUUUAAGACUAAGAAAAGAAAAAGUAACAGUGCCCUAUUACCCAUGGACUUAGUUACAUCAACAGUUUCAGGAAGUAAAGACUCGAUAGAUGAAUACACCAAGAAAAUUGAAAUUUCACAAUUUUUCUUGGUCUUAGAAGUUGAUGUCUGUUUGUCCGCAAGUGUCAAAUUAAUGGUGGUC
Molecule: messenger RNA, 10182 nt
Organism: Lymnaea stagnalis (great pond snail)
Lineage: Eukaryota; Metazoa; Mollusca; Gastropoda; Lymnaeidae
Source: the annotation of a GenBank genome assembly